GUGCUACGUUGGAUGAGGCCGGUCAAAUCCUAUGUGAAGCUCGGUCGAGACGUCUGGGACCUGGUCAAGUCUGCUCUGUCUCAGUCCAGCCGUGAUCGUGUUCAGUAUGCGAGGGCGAAGGAUGCGGCCGCCAAGGCUAUGGUCGCCCUGCAGGAGCAGCAGGUGGUCGUCCUUGUUCUGGAGAAGGAGCUGGCUGCGGCGAAGGAGGAGGCUGCCAAAGCCCUUGGCGCCUCCAUUGCGCCGCCCCAACUGGACCUCGGACCCCUCUCGGAGCAGCUCAAGCAGCUGCAAGCAGGAGCUGGCCAGGGGACCACAGUGGAGUCCGUCUUCGGCGAAGCCACCAAGGUCACCAUGGAGUUCGCCAAGCAGCAGCAGACGGCGGCAGCGCCCGAGGCAGUCUCAGCCCCUCCCAGCGGCGGGGCGCAGACCGCCAAUGGUGCAGGAGCGGCCGCCGCAGGUGCUGGUGCGACCGACGCGACUAUGGGUGACGUGGAUGCUGGCUUCAGCGAUCAUCUCCAGGGCGACGAACCUGGAGGGCUCCUGGCAGGGGCCGCCAGCCCUGAG
Molecule: messenger RNA, 564 nt
Organism: Prorocentrum cordatum
Lineage: Eukaryota; Dinophyceae; Prorocentrales; Prorocentraceae
Source: the annotation of a GenBank genome assembly